Eruca vesicaria subsp. sativa (arugula) is the source of this 1278-nucleotide messenger RNA. The record is from the annotation of a GenBank genome assembly. Lineage: Eukaryota; Viridiplantae; Streptophyta; Magnoliopsida; Brassicales; Brassicaceae.
AUGCAGAUAGUAACAAAAUCAACUAGGACGAUUACAUUAGAUCUAAAGCGCUCACAGACUCAGCCUCACCAUGGAAAGCUUAUUGUUCAUGUUGAGGAGUGCCUUGCUUCUAAGAUUACAACAGAGAUAGUAUUCAGAUGUUCAAGUUUGGAAUCUAAAGAUCUUUUCUCAAAAAGUGAUCCAUUUUUGGUGGUAUCAAAGAUUGUGGAGCACGGAACUCCAAUCCCAGUGUCUAAAACUGAAGUCCUGAAGAACAAUCUUAACCCUAUUUGGAAACCACUCUCCCUAAGUGUUCAACAAGUCGGUAGUAAGGACAGUCCACUGAUUAUAGAAUGCUCAGACUUCAAUUCCAAUGGCAAACACAGUCUGAUAGGAAAAGUUCAAAAAUCGCUUGCAGACUUGGAGAAACUUCACUUAGCUGGCCAAGGAAUCAAUUUAUCUUUGCCUACAGGUGCUGGACAAAACAAGGUAUUAAAGAGCCAACUUUUUGUGGAGAAGUUUACAGAGACAGUUCAGCACACAUUCCUUGAAUACUUGGCAUCAGGGUUUGAAUUAAGUUUCAUGGUUGCAAUUGAUUUCACAGCUUCAAAUGGAAACCCUCGCCUACCUGAUUCUUUGCACUACGUUGAUCCUUCAGGACGAUUAAAUGCCUACCAGAGAGUGACAAUAAUGGAUCUUGGAGAAGUGUUGCAGUUUUAUGACUCAGAUAAACGCUUCCCUGCCUGGGGAUUUGGAGCUCGUCCUAUAGACGGUCCAGUUUCACAUUGCUUUAACCUCAAUGGAAGCAGCAGUUCAUACUGUGAGGUGGAAGGGAUUCAAGGAAUCUUGACCUCAUACACAAGUGCACUCUUCAACCUCUCUUUGGCAGGACCUACUCUUUUUGGUCAGGUGAUAAACGCUGCUGCUAUGAUAGCUAGCCAGUCACUAGCUCAAGGCUCAAGGAGAUACUACGUCUUAUUAAUCAUCACAGAUGGUGUUAUAACAGAUCUUCAAGAAACUAAAGAUGCGUUGGUCAGUGCAUCUGAUUUGCCGUUAUCAAUUCUUAUUGUAGGAGUUGGAGGAGCUGAUUUUAAAGAAAUGGAGAUACUUGAUGCAGAUAGAGGAGACCGGUUGGAGAGCUCCACAGGGCGAUUAGCUUCACGAGAUAUUGUUCAGUUUGUGGCACUACGAGAUGUGCAACAUGGAGAGAUAUCUUUAGUACAAGCGCUACUUGCUGAAUUGCCUUCACAGUUUUUGACGUAUAUGAGAAUCCGUAAUAUGAAGCCAAUUCCUCUGUGA